AUGACUAUUACAAAUUUUUAUUUUUUUGGAAAAGUUUGUAGCGAGUAUACUUAUAAUGUACCGCAGGUGGCUGACCCAAACGCGGAUCACCACUGCUGGGAGAGACCCGAAGACAUGGACACACCUCGGAACGCCUACAAGGUGACAAAUCAGAAUCCGGGCUCGGAUGUUGCGGCCGAGACAGCGGCGGCGUUGGCCGCGGCUUCCAUCAUUUUUCAGCGCUCCGAUCCUUCUUACUCUUCCAGACUUCUUCAAACUGCUAGAAAAGUGUUUGAUUUUGCGGACAGCUUCAGAGGAUCAUACAGCGACUCCCUUAGUUCGGUGGUGUGUCCAUUCUACUGCUCCUACUCUGGAUACCAUGUAAGGGCUACAAGCAAUAUUCGCAUUUUUAUUUUCAAUUAUCAUGCAUGA
Messenger RNA from Phalaenopsis equestris, 411 nucleotides. RefSeq names its product endoglucanase 1-like. The transcript is spliced from 3 exons. The record is from RefSeq and is a predicted model, not a curated record. Gene Ontology annotation, biological process: carbohydrate metabolic process. Gene Ontology annotation, molecular function: hydrolase activity, hydrolyzing O-glycosyl compounds. NCBI's taxonomy places the organism in Eukaryota, Viridiplantae, Streptophyta, Magnoliopsida, Asparagales, Orchidaceae. Bases 1 to 411 code for a protein of 136 amino acids.